Molecule: messenger RNA, 2685 nt
Organism: Eleginops maclovinus (Patagonian blennie)
Lineage: Eukaryota; Metazoa; Chordata; Actinopteri; Perciformes; Eleginopidae
Gene: orai2
Product: ORAI calcium release-activated calcium modulator 2
Exons: 3
Coding region: 352-1128 (258 amino acids)
Biological process (GO): store-operated calcium entry
Cellular component (GO): membrane
Molecular function (GO): store-operated calcium channel activity
Source: RefSeq, a predicted model, not a curated record
UGUUAAACAACAACACUAGUUUUCUUCAGUGUUCCCCCCGCCUCCGGCUCAGUGUUGUGCUGAGAAACGCCCGAAAGCAGACAACCAAAUGCCCGGUGAUUUCACCUGACACUCGGGGGGGAUAAAGCAAGACAGAUAGGCAAAACAAAAAAUGUCGGCAAAGGGUCACCCGUUAACCGACCGUUGAUCGACGGUUGCAAGCAGUUAAUGUGAAGAGCGGAAGUUUCUCCAUCAAAACACCGGAAGAGGACCAAAUAUUUAUCCUUCACUGUGUUUUUCAGAGUGGAGAGAAGACUUUCUUACAGUUUGGCAAUUUUAAUACCUGAAAAGGCACCUUGGUAAACAGGUGCUAUGAGCAACGAGCUAAACGUGCCAAUGGGCUCCCCGGCCCCUGGGGCCUCAGAUCGGGCCCCUGAAGGCGGGGGGAUGGACUACAGGGACUGGGUGAGGCGCAGCUACCUGGAGCUGGUGAGCUCCAACCACCACUCUGUGCAGGCGCUGAGCUGGAGGAAGCUGUACCUGAGCCGGGCCAAACUCAAAGCCUCCAGCAGAACCUCCGCCCUGCUGUCCGGGUUCGCUAUGGUGGCGAUGGUGGAGGUGCAGCUGGAGAUGCAUUACAAUUACCCCCCCGUGCUCCUCAUCGCCUUCAGCGUGUGCACCACGGUGCUGGUGGCAGUGCAUCUGUUCGCCCUGCUCAUCAGCACCUGCAUCCUGCCCAACGUGGAGGCCGUCAGCAACAUCCACAACCUGAACUCCGUCAGCGAGUCUCCGCACGAGCGCAUGCACCUCUACAUCGAGCUGGCCUGGGGCUUCUCCACCGCGCUGGGCAUCCUGCUGUUUCUGGCCGAGGUGGUGCUCCUCUGCUGGAUCAAAUUCCUGCCUGUAGACUCGAGCCUUCCCAAAAAAAAUACAGCGACCCCCGCCCCCCCUUCGGACAGCGGAUGGCAGGCGGCGCUAGCCUCCACCAUCAUCAUGGUGCCGGUGGGCGUGAUCUUCGUCCUUUUCACCAUUCACUUCUACCGCUCGCUGGUGCGCCACAAGACAGAGCGACACCACCAGGAGAUCGAAGAGCUGCACAAGAUCAAGGUGCAGCUGGACGGGCACGAGAGAGGCCUGCAGACCGUGUGACAGACUCCACAUUAUCUAUGUGACGGGCUGAGAGCAGCAGGAAUGAGUCCCAAAACCCUGGACGGAGUCAGCAUUUAAGCACUUCCUGUUCCCUCGUCUGGAAGUCUAUGGUUUCUGAAUGUGUAUUUGGUUAGAUACCUGAAGUAAUGGUAAACUCCCAUUGGCUUUUUGUGGAGGGAACAAGGGAGAUGCUACCUUCAGGGACAUCCUUAAAAGUAUGUCAUCCCUGCACAACUCUGUUUCUGCACGGAGCUUCAAAGCUCCUCACUCUGCAGCACAAUUCAUGUCAUAAUGCUAUUUUAUUCUUAAUGGUCAGUAGUCUCGUAGGGUUUGUUGUCGGAGCUCAUCUGUGUCUCGUGUGUCGGUGAAGGUUAUGCUAAAGGUUUACAAAAAAAAGGGCUAUUAUGAUCUUUGUGCCAUAUUUGUGCAAUGUCUGUUUUUAUUGUGGUGUUUGGUGACGACUGGAAUCAGUUCCUGGUAAAAUCAAAUGUUGCGACAAUAUUUUAGGGUUGACAAUAUUUACACAACAGGAUUUUUGAUAAGAAAUGAGGAUUUAAUGACUAUGGAUGAAGACAAUAGAACAACUUAACCUGUCUGUCAUGCAGCCAUUUCAACCAGAAAAAGACUUGUAAUAUGAAUAUUAUAUCUCACAAUUAUCCUGUCAAAGAACCUCCAAGUUAAAGGCCAGGAAUAACUUUACCUUAGGUCAAAAUGUAUCUUAAACACUGUGAGCUCUUUACUCUAGUUUCUGAGUUUUAGUUAUCUACAAGUCCUUUUCCUUCCCAAUGUUAAAUGGGUUUAAACGAAGAUAAAAGAAUCAUGUGGUUUAUUAAGCUCAUCAACAGCUGGAUUCAGAUUUGAUAAAAUGCUCUCAAACACCAACUGUGUUUACACUGUCACAUACGCCUGUAAAGUCAUGCAUCACACUGCAAGAUCUUAACGUUUGUCUCACUGUAAAGUCUUAAAAAUAUGUUGCAUUCUUGUACAACUAUCCGGAGGUUAACAUUACUCUGUUUCUAUGUCUGAAAUCUCCAAAAAGCCUCAAAUGUUUUUGUCGUUUUCCUCCUUCUGACAGCUUUUUAUUGUAUUUUACAAAGACCUCUGCAAACUGCUGCUGCUCAAAGUGCUUAAAUAUUGCAAAUAUGAAUGUGUUACUGUCAAAAUAUAGUUCUGCCUUAAAGAAAUAUUGCCUUUCAUGAGCUGCUGUUCUGCAAAAGGUCAUGACACAGGCAGAUAUUUACGGGGAAUGUACUGUCAAAGUUUAGAGGCAAUGUCACAGUCCAUGUCGGCAUGACCUCUAAAUGAAACAUCAGAGAUUGUUCAGAAACAAACAAACAGAAAUGGUUACUGCGUUUUAAAAAGAAAACUGUUAUCACAUUCCAAAUAAGAUGCCUGACCAAAGUGUUUCCUGUGUUUAAAAGAGAUGAAGUGCACUUGUAGUUAUGUUGAGGUUUUUAUCAGAGAACAUUUUGCUUUGUAUCUCAAGCUUCUGAAUGAACCCUGCAGGUCACGGAGACCUGCAACACACUUUCAAAAUAAAAUACAAAUAUCAAAGUU